Molecule: messenger RNA, 2427 nt
Organism: Numida meleagris (helmeted guineafowl)
Lineage: Eukaryota; Metazoa; Chordata; Aves; Galliformes; Numididae
Gene: DHRS7
Product: dehydrogenase/reductase 7
Exons: 5
Coding region: 102-1088 (328 amino acids)
Molecular function (GO): oxidoreductase activity
Source: RefSeq, a predicted model, not a curated record
GGAAUAGGAGGCCGUCGCUGGCUGCGGACAGCAGGGGCGGCUCCCGCCUGGCCGAGGCCCUCAUAUAGGGGCGCGGCGGGGGGCGGGUGGUGUUGGCGGCCAUGUCGUGGGGCUGCGGGCUGUGCGCGCUGCUGGCGGGCGGCGCCCUGCUGGUUCUGCUGCUGCAGCUGCUGCGCUGGCUGCGAGCCGACGGGGACCUCACGGUGCUGUGGGCGGAGUGGCGGGGGAAGAAGCCAGAAAAUGAGCUGCGUGGCAAGGUUGUCUGGGUGACAGGAGCUUCAAGUGGAAUUGGAGAAGAAUUGGCUUACCAGCUAUCAAAGAUAGGAGCUUUGCUUGCUAUCUCAGCAAGAAGAGAGGAUGAGCUGGAAAGAGUGAAAAAGAAAUGUCUUCAGAUCAGCAACUUGAGUGAUAAAGAUAUCCUUGUUCUGCGUCUUGACUUGACUGACAGAAGAUCUCAUGAAGCUGCCACCAACGAUGUUCUUAAGCAUUUCGGCAAGAUUGAUGUUUUAGUCAACAAUGGAGGACGUUCCCAGCGCUCUCUGUUCGUGGAUACAAACCUGGAUGUCUUCAGUGCCAUAAUGGAACUUAACUACCUCGGCACGAUCUCUUUGACAAAACAUGUCCUGAAUCACAUGAUCCAAAGGAGAAGGGGAAAGAUCGUGACUGUGAGCAGCGUGAUGGGGAUCAUGGGCGCUCCUCUUGCCUCAGGGUACUGUGCUAGCAAACAUGCUCUGCAGCAUGUAUCCAGCUGGUGUCCUCUUGAACUGCAGACUGCAUUUUGUUCACCAGUUACUAAAUAUAUGUCCCUGUCUGACAUCUAUUAUAUAGUUAAACAAACACACCUUGAUUCAUGCCAGUUGGAACUCUUUAGAACGAAGAGGAGUUCAAGAACUGAGGAAAUUAGCCUUUUCUGCAGUUUCUCUACUGAUGUGAUGAAGCUGAUGGAGAUGAUGUGCCAUCCAUCUGGUUGGAAUGUGUGUAAUUGGUGGUGUGUGGAGCGGAUUGGAAAUGGCGAUCUAAAAAAGGUGCCAUCGUCAGGAACUUGUCUAAUGGGCACGUGGGCUGCCCCUUCUUUAUUCAGCCUCUGACCCUUAGGGACAUUUCUGAAGUGAGUUUCUGUCUUAGUAGAAGUCAUUUCAGCAUUGCCUUUCACGGCAUCUUUGAGGAUAUGGUUACAAAGCUGAAAAGGCCCAGAGAUCGUUUGAGGCAGUUCCUGUUCUACAGACCCUAGUGCAGCCUGCUGUAGGGAACCUGCGUUAGCAGCGAGGUCGGACUCGAUAACCUCCAGAGUUCCCUUCUGUGAUUCUGUGACCUGGUGCAGCCUCAGCCAGCUCCUUGUGCCAGAGCUGCCUUCUUCAAGAGGAUCUGUUGAAUUCUCUCUGAGCAAGUGUGCCAGUCGUCGUGUGCUCCGGGUGGGCUGCACCUCUUCUGCAGUGUAAAAACUGCACCAGGAGGGAGGGAAGGGUCACGCAAACCCCUUGAAAUGGAGGGGGAUAGCAGGGUGGUCACAGUACAAACUGCAGCGUGCUGGUUUCCCUGGCUACGUGGAUUUCAUGUUUGCAGAGUCUGCAGCCCUUGGAUGCAAUAAACAGCACUGACAUUGACCCCACUACUCAAACAACACUGAAAAAAUCCUCAGCAGCCCUAUGCUUGGCCGAUGUCUAGACAGGAUCUCCAAGGAUAACUCCAGCUCACUGGACCAAUGCUCAGCUUUUGUUACCUUGCAAUUUGUUCAAUGCAACAAGGCUCCCUUUGUAAUGCUUGGAAGGAUGCAGCAGUCUGAGGGAGCGUGCCAGAGCCCUCUGCGGGAAGCUGUCUGAAGUUGCCUGCAGAGCUGACCUCUUCUGGAUUGUGCCCAUUUUUGGUUAGAAUUUGUAUCCCCGGAGUUCCCCAGUGCCCCAGAUCCCAUCCCGAAUCCCCAGGGAGUGGUAAGAGGGUGAGGGCUGGGGGAGCUCAAGUGCUGCUCAUGUCAUUCAGUAUCGAUGGAGGAACCAACGACUGCGUAUGGCAGGGAGUAUGCUUGCAUAGCUUACUGCUUAGGGUGUCUUUGUAUGAGAGCCUGGGCUUGUAGUCAUUGCUGCAGUAAAUAGCAUACAAAGCACUCAUGUGAUCGAGCUGGCUGUCCUCACCAGCUUGACACACUGCCACCUUCUCCCCUUUAAGCUCCAGUGUUCUUUGCGUGUUACUUUCUACUUAGCUUGGCUGGCAGCACAGCUUCUGUGGUGGAACUGCACAACAGGAGGAUUAAGGUGCUUUUCUGAGAUAAGUGUCCCCUCAGGGAAAGGAGGGGCUGUGGGAGGCACAGGUGUGGGCUACAUUGUGAGCCUGGAGCCGUGUUGGUGCCGUGGCUGAAGGUGUGCACAGGGGUGGAGGAGUACUGCAGGGGAGAGCCUGGGUUUUUAAUCAGUCAUCUGAAUUCUUGGCAGA